Rangifer tarandus platyrhynchus (Svalbard reindeer) is the source of this 2514-nucleotide messenger RNA. The record is from the annotation of a GenBank genome assembly. NCBI's taxonomy places the organism in Eukaryota, Metazoa, Chordata, Mammalia, Artiodactyla, Cervidae.
AUGAGCCUCCUCCUCUCCUUCUACCUGCUCGGGUUGCUUGUCAGUAGCGGGCAAGCUCUUCUUCAAGUGACAAUUUCACUUAGCAAAGUAGAGCUUAGUGUGGGUGAGUCUAAAUUCUUCACAUGUACAGCAAUUGGUGAACCUGAGAGUAUAGAUUGGUAUAAUCCUCAAGGGGAGAAGAUAAUUUCAACACAGAGGGUAUCAGUGCAGAAGGAAGGUAUUAGAUCAAGAUUAACCAUCUACAAUGCAAAUAUAGAAGAUGCAGGGAUAUAUCGUUGCCAAGCAACAGAUGCCAAAGGACAGACACAAGAAGCUACAGUCGUUUUGGAAAUUUACCAAAAACUCACUUUCCGAGAAGUGGUAUCUCCUCAAGAGUUCAAACAAGGGGAGAAUGCAGAAGUGGUUUGCCGAGUCAGCAGCUCACCCGCACCUGUCGUCAGCUGGUUGUAUCAUAAUGAGGAAGUCACCGCUAUAUCCGACAGUCGGUUCGCUAUGUUAGCCAACAAUAAUCUGCAGAUUCUCAACAUCAAUAAAAGUGAUGAAGGUAUAUACAGGUGUGAAGGAAGAGUGGAGGCUAGGGGAGAAAUUGACUUCCGUGAUAUCAUUGUUAUUGUUAAUGUGCCACCAGUGAUCACAAUGCCUCAGAAAUCCUUUAAUGCCACAGCGGAGAGAGGAGAAGAGAUGACAUUUUCCUGCAGGGCCUCAGGCUCUCCUGAGCCCACCAUCUCCUGGUACAGGAAUGGCAAGUUCAUUGAAGAAAAUGAAAAGUACUCAUUGAAAGGCAGCAAUACAGAACUCACUGUCAGGAACAUAAUCAAUAGUGAUGGGGGCCCUUAUGUCUGCAAAGCCACAAAUAAGGCAGGAGAAGAUGAAAAGCAGGUGCUUCUCCAAGUCUUUGUACAGCCUCACAUAAUACAGCUUAAAAAUGAGACUACAUAUGAGAAUGGUCAAGUCACACUCAUAUGUGAAGCAGAAGGGGAGCCUAUUCCAGCAAUCACCUGGAAAAGAGCAGUGGAUGGCAUCACUUUUUCUGAAGGUGAUAAGAGCCCAGACGGACGUAUCGAAGUCAAAGGGCAGCAUGGAAGUUCAUCACUGCACAUUAAAGAUGUGGACUUGUCAGAUUCAGGGAGAUACGACUGUGAAGCGGCAAGUAGAAUUGGAGGGCACCAAAAGAGCAUGUACCUUGAUAUUGAAUAUGCUCCCAAGUUCAUAUCAAAUCAAACAAUUUAUUACUCUUGGGAAGGAAAUCCAAUAAAUAUAAGCUGUGAUGUGAAAUCGAAUCCACCAGCAUCAGUCCAUUGGAGAAGAGAGAAAUUAGUCUUGCCAGCUAAAAACACCACUAAUUUAAAGACAUAUAGUACAGGGAGAAAAAUAAUAUUAGAGAUCGCACCUACAUCCGAUAAUGACUUUGGACGAUAUAAUUGCACAGCUACUAAUCGUAUAGGAACAAGAUUUCAAGAGUAUAUUCUUGCUUUGGCUGAUGUUCCAUCAAGUCCCUAUGGAGUGAAGAUUAUAGAGCUGUCACAGACCACAGCCAAGGUUUCUUUCAGCAAGCCGGACUCCCAUGGAGGUGUGCCUAUUAAUCACUAUCAAGUGGAUGUCAAAGAAGUGGCAUCAGAAACCUGGAAAAUAGUACGCUCCCAUGGAGUUCAAACAAUGGUUGUUUUAAGCAACCUGGAACCAAAUACAACUUAUGAAAUCAGGGUUGCAGCUGUAAAUGGAAAAGGACAAGGAGACUAUAGUAAAAUAGAAAUUUUCCAAACAUUACCAGUCCGUGAACCGAGUCCUCCGUCCAUACAUGGACAGCCAAGCAGUGGGAAGAGCUUUAAGCUGAGUAUCACCAAACAGGAUGAUGGUGGAGCCCCUAUUUUAGAAUACAUUGUGAAAUAUAGAAGUAAAGAUAAAGAAGACCAGUGGCUAGAGAAAAAAGUGCAGGGAAAUAAAGACCACAUUAUUUUGGAGCAUCUACAGUGGACAAUGGGAUAUGAAGUUCAAAUAACAGCUGCCAAUAGAUUGGGAUAUUCAGAACCAACAGUCUAUGAAUUCAGCAUGCCGCCUAAGCCAAACAUUAUUAAAGACACACUUUUUAAUGGUCUUGGACUUGGAGCGGUCAUUGGUCUGGGAGUCGCCGCACUCUUGCUAAUCCUGGUGGUAACAGAUGUCAGCUGCUUCUUUAUUCGACAAUGUGGGUUAUUGAUGUGCAUCACCAGGAGAAUGUGUGGGAAGAAAAGUGGCUCCAGUGGUAAAAGUAAAGAACUCGAAGAAGGAAAAGCUGCGUACCUGAAAGAUGGAUCAAAAGAACCAAUAGUGGAGAUGAGAACAGAGGAUGAAAGAAUUACUAAUCAUGAAGAUGGGAGCCCAGUAAAUGAGCCAAAUGAAACCACACCACUAACAGAACCUGAAAAACUGCCUUUAAAAGAAGAAAAUGGGAAAGAAGUCCUAAAUCCAGAAACGAUAGAAAUUAAGGUUUCUAACGACAUCAUUCAAUCAAAAGAAGACGACAGCAAAGCAUAA